Messenger RNA from Podarcis lilfordi (Lilford's wall lizard), 228 nucleotides. The record is from the annotation of a GenBank genome assembly. Lineage: Eukaryota; Metazoa; Chordata; Lepidosauria; Squamata; Lacertidae.
AUGGCCAACGACGAGCUGUCUGAAAAGCUGAGCCACUGCUUGCAAGUUGAGGAGCACAAUGGCAAAGCCAAGCAGCAGCCACAGCCGCCCAAGCACCACCUGGAGGCCAAGCCAGAGCCAGAGCUGCCAGUCUUGGACAGUGGCGCCAAUGGCAAGCUGAGCACCAAGUUGCAGUGGCGCACCAAGCUCAACGACCCUGCGCAGCUCUCGCCCAGCGGUGGCGCCUAG